Messenger RNA from Triticum turgidum subsp. durum (durum wheat), 3138 nucleotides. The record is from the annotation of a GenBank genome assembly. NCBI's taxonomy places the organism in Eukaryota, Viridiplantae, Streptophyta, Magnoliopsida, Poales, Poaceae.
AUGGAGGAUUCCAGAGAGCAGAAUGGCAAUGCCCAUGCCCUUGCAGCUGCCGGCAACACUCCCGACGAGCCGCAGCAAGAGGGCGCCGACGAGGCCGAGCCGGGGCAGCUGCAGCAGGACGGCGCCGACGAGGCCGAGCUUCUGUUGAAGCUGAGGAAGUACCUGGUGCUGAUGGCCAUCCUCGUGGCGGCCAUCACGUUCCAGGCGGGGCUGGCCCCGCCGGGCGGCUUCUGGCAGGACAGCAAGAAGGGCCGCGUCGCCAGCGACAUCGUGAUGAGGUCCAGCUACCCCAGGCGGUACCUUGUCUUCUUCUACUUCAACACCACGGCGUUCGGGGCCUCGCUCAUGGUGCUCAUACUGCUCCUGAUGAGGGAGCUGACCCAUAAGGCGGUCUGGCUCCGCACGCUCCAGUUCGCCAUGAUUCUUGGCUUGCUGGGGCUCAUGGGGGCCUACGCCGCUGGGAGCUGCAGGGAGGUGAGGACCUCUGUUUACAUCUGGGUGUUACUCCUUGGCAUCUUCGCCUAUGUCACACUCCAUGUGGUAUUCUUCAAGCACUUGGCACCUCAAUGUCUGCGAGAUAUGUUCUGGGGUAUUCGUGCAUAUUGGAAGAAUACUCUUGGGCACAUAAUGACACCAGGAUCAGGGAAGACAGCAGAUGAGCAAGGUCCAGCAGGUCAGUUGGAAGAGAGGAUAACAGAUGGCGAAGAGGCCUCAAAUGCAGAGAGGAUAGCAGAUGGCCAAGAGGCCUCAAAUGCAGAGAGGAUAACAGAUGGCCAAGAGGCUUCAAGUCCAGAGAGGAUAACAGAUGGCCAAGUGGCUUCAAAUGCAGAGAGAAUAACAGAUGAGGCUUCAAAGAAGAGAGAAGAAAAGGAAGAUCUUGAAAGAAAUCGCAGCUCCUUGCUGGUUCUUGCCACAUUGGUAGCAACAGUGACAUAUGUGGCAGGGCUAACCCCUCCAGGUGGCUUCUGGUCUGAUGACAACAAGAACCACAUUCCUGGUGAUCCGGUGCUGCGAGACCACUAUCCACGCCGAUUCAAGGCCUUCUUCUAUUGCAAUGCCACUGCUUUUGCUGGAUCACUUGUCAUCAUCAUCAUGGUCCUCAGUCAAACAGCGGUGGAUCUUGUUGUCAAGUCAAAUGCUCUGCGGUUGUGUGUGGUAGUCAGUCUAUUUGGGCUUAUGGGGGCAUAUGCUGCUGGAAGUUGCAGGGAGGUACAUACAUCUAUCUAUGUCUUUGCACUUGUUGCCACAGUCUUGCUCUACCUCAUCAUCCAGUGUAUUGAGCCUGCUCUGUCUAAGUUGGCAUGUAUUGCAAACACCAUCACUCGUGUGAAAAAGAGAAAUAAAGAAAUGGUUCAGCAGCUGAGGACUUUCAUCGCUGACUUGUUAAAACCUCCCAUACCAGUAAAAGAUCAGUCAGACAACAGCACUCCAGGCACUGAUGGUAAGGAUUUCCAGAAGUUGCGCACAUACCUUCUAUUACUUGGCAUCCUUGCUGCCACAGUCACAUUCCAAGCUGGGCUGAAUCCACCAGGAGGCUUUUGGACAGAUAACAGUGAUGGGCAUAUUGCUGGUGAUCCAAUUUUGGAGACCAUUAGUCCCAAGCGCUACAAGGCAUUCUUCUAUUGCAAUGCCACAGCAUUUGUAGCCUCUUUGGCCAUCAUCAUCCUACUCCAGAGCCAUUUGAUUACCAUUCAUGCCAUGAAGCGUUAUGUACUGCAAACAGCAAUGACACUUGUGCUCUUUGGUCUUAUGGGAGCCUACGUCGCUGGAAGCAGCAGGAAGUUCUCAACAUCCAUUUAUGUGUUCGUCCUAGUCCUCCUAGUUUUCGUCUAUGUUGUACUUCAUAUUCUAUAUGAGAGGACACUAGGGAAUACUGGGAGCACAGCAGGGAAUACUGAGAGCACAGCAGGGAGUACUGAGAGCACAGCAGGGAGUACUGAGAGCACAGUAGGGAAUACUGGGGUUUCCAUGGCAGAAACCUCCCCAAAUCCUAGUUCAUCUGAACCUACUCUUGAAGAAAAAAAAGAUUUAACCUCCCAAAAUCCUAGUUCUUCUGAACCUACUCCUGAAGAAAAAACAGAUUUGCAGAAGAGGCGCAAGUUUCUGAUGUUGCUCGCAAUUCUAGCAGCUUCUAUCACAUACCAAACUGGUAUAAGCCCACCAGGUGGCUUUUGGACUAACGGCCACCGAGCAGGUUAUCCAGUGUUUCGUGACGAGUUCCGAAACCGCUAUAGGGUGUUCUUCUACUUCAAUGCUACUGCUUUCAUGGCAUCCCUGGCAGUAAUUCUGUUGCUUGUUAACAAGAGGCUAUGCAACAAAGGUCUGAGGUGCCAUGCGCUAUGUGCAUGCGUAUUGAUUGAUCUGAUCAGCCUCAUGGGUGCUUUUGCUACUGGAAGCUGCAGAGAAGUGUCAACAUCUGGCUAUGUCAUUCUUGUUGUUCUUGCAGUGUUUGUCUAUGUCAUAAUUCAAGUCCUGGUUCUGACACCAAAAGAUAAGUGGAAUGAGUUGCUGCGGCCUUCUAAGCACCAAGAUCCAUCAAUGAAUCACACGAGAAGUAUACAUGAUACUGAUAGUAAGAGAACAGAGCACAAAUGGCGCAAAGAUUUGAUGCUGAUUGGAACUCUUGCAGUCACUGUCACAUACCAAGCCGGUCUGCUUCCGCCAGGAGGAGUUUGGCCUGAUGACCAGGAUGGCCAUUUUGCAGGUGACCCAAUCCUCCAUGAUACCAACCUAACACGGUACAAUGUAUUCUUCUAUUGCAACGCUACAGCAUUCAUGGCCUCAAUGGUCAUGGUCAUCCUCCUGCUGAACAACACAAUAAGCAAGCACAAGAGAUCUCUCUUUGCCAUGAAAACAGCAAUGGUCUUGGACUUGCUUGGUUUACUUGGGGCAUAUGCCGCGGGCAGCUGCAGGAAGUUGAAGACAUCUGCGUACAUUUUUGCGCUCGUCAUUGCCGUGAUAAUCUACAUCGUCAUUCAUGUCUUGUUGUCAUUUGACGAAGUGGCACGGUUAGCGAAGAAGAAGGGAAAACAGUGGGUGCCAUCAGUGCCAUGUCUGAAGACCUCGUCUCUGCUUGGAAUUGAUUCAAACAGUCAACCAUCUAUUGGGAGACCAGGACAAGGGCCUCUGCCUGUGUAA